This is a messenger RNA of Bacidia gigantensis, 1407 nucleotides long. RefSeq lists its product as uncharacterized. The record is from RefSeq and is a predicted model, not a curated record. Gene Ontology annotation, molecular function: diacylglycerol O-acyltransferase activity. Gene Ontology annotation, biological process: triglyceride biosynthetic process. Bases 1 to 1407 code for a protein of 468 amino acids. The transcript has 3 exons. NCBI's taxonomy places the organism in Eukaryota, Fungi, Ascomycota, Lecanoromycetes, Lecanorales, Ramalinaceae. Gene Ontology annotation, cellular component: endoplasmic reticulum membrane.
AUGGCCACGGCAAUAGUACAAAAUGGCGGACCUUUGCUGACGCGCGAGAAUCACUUGCCGUUGAAAUCAUAUGCGAGCGUCGCAGCAGAAAAUGACGAUAGUGUAUCUUCACACGGCGCGGAGAUAUUUACUGGGGAGGGGGAAGACACAUCCAACGCUAGCCCUCACCGCAAUCUACACACAAGGCCCAAAUCAGUGGAAACAAAUGGGUCAUUGAAAGAUGGAAAAACAGAAAAAGUGGUUGUUGAGAGAUAUGUCGACAAAGAAGGAGAGCACCUCGUAAGCCUAGGGCCUGUCCAAGAGCUAGAGGAGAAGAAGCCCUUUACUGCAAGACGGAGGAAUAGUGAGUUACUCAGUGGACGAAAGGCAGGAGCGCGCUGGGAGCGAAGCCACAUUCGAUUUGCACCUUUAUCUGUCCCCAUAAAGCGGAGGCUUCAAACUCUGCUCGUUCUUGCUCAUACUCUGAGCAUUGCCGGCCUUCUGGCUGCGUUCUUCUUCCUCUGUUCCAUACCCCUUUUCUGGCCUAUCCUACUGCCGUACAUCAUCUUCAUUCUCUUUUCCAAUGCCGGAGAGUCUGGCACCCUAAGGCACCGCUCCAAUUUCCUCCGCUCCCUUCCGAUAUGGUCACUCUUCGCCUCAUAUUACCCAGCGAGGCUUCAUCGAUCGGAGCCACUUCCUCCUACCCGCAAAUACAUCUUCGGAUAUCAUCCUCAUGGUAUCAUUUCACAUGGAGCCUUCGCGGCUUUCGCCACAGAGGCUCUUGGCUUCUCUCAAUUGUUCCCAGGAAUCACAAAUACCCUCCUUACCUUGGACUCGAACUUUCGAGUACCAUUCUAUCGUGACUAUGCGCUUGCUAUGGGUUUGGCUUCAGUUUCAAGAGAGUCCUGCGAAAAUCUACUUUCAAAAGGAGGGCAAAAUGGAGAAGGCAUGGGCCGUGCUAUUACCAUAGUCGUGGGAGGAGCCGCAGAGUCUCUUGAUGCGCAGCCUGGAUUGCUUAAAUUGGUGUUAAGGAAACGGAAGGGCUUCGUUAAGUUGGCUAUACGGACAGGGGCUGACCUGGUCCCUACUUUGGCUUUCGGGGAGAAUGAUCUUUACGAUCAAGUGGAUCCAGAGCAGCACCCUUUCAUACACAAAGGCCAGCUUGUUGUCAAGAAACUUUUCGGGUUCACUGUCCCCCUGUUCCACGCAAGAGGCGUGUUUAAUUACGACUAUGGCAUGAUGCCGUAUCGCAGACCCGUCAAUGUGGUCGUGGGCAAGCCCAUCAAGGUACAGUAUGCGAGCGAACCGAAAGAAGCGUAUGUGAAUGAGAUUCAUGAACGAUAUAUUCAGGAAUUGGAACGCAUCUGGGGAGCUUGGAAGGACGAGUUCGCUUGGGAUCGUAAAAGUGAGCUAGAAAUAGUGGAAUGA